CACUCGCCGCAGCCCGCAGGGGAAGACCCCACCCACCAAGACCAAGACAGGGGAAAAGUUGGAACACGACCCCUGUCCCUCCCUCCCGUUGCUCAUAAAACCCUAACGCAGUGGCGCGCACCAGCCGCCCAUGCGCUUCCAAUUCCAUCUCCUCCCGCACCGCAUUGGCCUCUUCUCGUCGAUCUCCUCCAUGUCCAGCUCGCGCCCCGCCUCCAGGCUCAUCCGCGCAUCCCGCCCGGAGCUCAACCCAGUUCAAACUGUAAGGGAAGUGAAGUUUGAACCCGGUGUUUCUUUUGACUACUCCAAGUCUGAAAUGAAUUCUGUCAAGAGGAAAAGGCUGAACCGGGUGCUUGAAGUAAAGGAGGAGCUUCCUAAGAAGCAGGUUAGUAUUGUUCCUGACAUUGAAGAUUUUCGAUAUGUAAAGACUGAGGCAGAAACGUCAGUAACUGCAAAGAGGGUAUCAGCAUCAUCAAAUAAGAACAGUUCACCAGGUGUAAAGGAAGUGAAGUGUGAACCCAGUGUUUCUUUUGACUACUCCAAAUCUGAAAUGAAUUCUGUGGAGAGGAAAAGGCUGAACCGGGUGCUUGAAGUAAAGGAGGAGCAUCCUAAGAAGCAGGUUGGUGCUGUUCUUGACAUCGAUGAUUUUCGAUAUGUAAAGACCGAGGCAAAAACAUCAGUGUUAAAUCUAAAUGUCAGGUUGGAGAAAAAGAUCAGAGUUUCAUCUGUUGUGAAAGUGGAAGUUGCAGCUCCAGAAAAUUGGGAAGCAGUUCUUGCAGGUAUUAAAAACAUUAGGUUAUCUGGCCAGGCCCCCGUAGAUACAAAGGGCUGUGAAAAGGCUGGUUCUCUUCUUCCACCCAAGGAAAGAAGGUUUGCAGUUCUUAUAUCAACAAUGAUGUCAAGCCAGACAAAAGAUGAAGUUACGCAUGCUGCUGUGGAGCGUCUCGGUGAGAACGGUUUACUUGACCCUGAUGCUAUCGUCAGAACAGAUGAGGCCACACUGGCAAAUCUUAUCAAACCUGUUGGAUUCUAUCAGAGGAAGGCCCAAUUCAUAAAAGAAGCUUCCAGAAUUUGCCUUGAGCGAUUUGGAGGAGAUAUUCCAGAUACUUUGACUGAUCUGCUUGCUCUGAAAGGAGUUGGCCCUAAAAUGGCUCAUCUGGUGAUGAGCAUCGCAUGGAAGAAUACUCAAGGAAUCUGUGUGGACACUCAUGUGCAUCGCAUUUCCAACCGUCUUGGAUGGGUUUUCCGAGAAGGAACAAAGCAGAAAACUACUACACCAGAACAGACAAGGAUGUCUCUUGAGAAGUGGCUGCCCAAGGAUGAGUGGGAGCCGAUAAACCCGCUACUGGUCGGAUUUGGUCAGACAAUCUGUACUCCGCUGAGGCCCAAAUGCGGCAGCUGUGGCAUAAACACCAUUUGCCCAUCAGCUUUUAAGGAAGCGUCAAGUCCCAAUCCGAAGCAAAAGAGGCGAGGUCUAGGUCCAACCUAAUCGGCGGGUUGCCCUCUGUACCUUCUUAACAUGCGUGAGCUACUGAUGUGGUGGUAUGGAAGGUAUAUAGUACAGGUACUUUCCUGGGUUCUUUUGGUUGGCCUAUAUUGUUUGGAUAGCCUCCUUUGGCAGUGCCAUUGGAGAACUAUAGUAGUAUCAUCAUUUUGUAUAGAAGUAAUAUAUUAUCGACCCUGUCAAGUUGCAAUAUGAUUUUCCGGUGAUCGAAGGAAAAUCAUCGAAGUUUGAUCC
This is a messenger RNA of Triticum dicoccoides, 1735 nucleotides long. Its product is annotated as endonuclease III homolog 1, chloroplastic-like. Gene Ontology annotation, cellular component: nucleus; chloroplast nucleoid. Bases 131 to 1486 code for a protein of 451 amino acids. Gene Ontology annotation, molecular function: DNA-(apurinic or apyrimidinic site) endonuclease activity; DNA binding; 4 iron, 4 sulfur cluster binding. The record is from RefSeq and is a predicted model, not a curated record. The transcript is spliced from 13 exons. NCBI's taxonomy places the organism in Eukaryota, Viridiplantae, Streptophyta, Magnoliopsida, Poales, Poaceae. Gene Ontology annotation, biological process: base-excision repair; base-excision repair, AP site formation; nucleotide-excision repair.